Messenger RNA from Fusarium subglutinans, 849 nucleotides. Its product is annotated as adenosine deaminase. NCBI's taxonomy places the organism in Eukaryota, Fungi, Ascomycota, Sordariomycetes, Hypocreales, Nectriaceae. Gene Ontology annotation, biological process: adenosine catabolic process; inosine biosynthetic process. Bases 1 to 849 code for a protein of 282 amino acids. The record is from RefSeq and is a predicted model, not a curated record. Gene Ontology annotation, molecular function: adenosine deaminase activity. The transcript is spliced from 4 exons.
AUGGAGACAGGCAACACCGAUUUAGAAGAUCCCCUGAUCGUCAUGCCUGAAGGGAAACAUGAUUACAACCUGCAAACCUUCUUCCCGCUUUUCAGCAGUUACAUAUACAACCUUAUCACAGAUGAGGAAUCUGUUCGAGACACCACCAAAUCUGUAUUGACGGAUUUUCUCAAAGAUGGCGUCUGCUAUCUCGAGCUUCGAACAACACCACGCGCCACGCCUCAACUCUCAGCAGAGCAGUACAUCUCAACUCUUCUUGAUACAAUCUCGUCAUUUGAGUCUCAGAAUCCCCAGCUGCACACUCGCUUGAUCCUUGCUGUUGAUCGACGACACACCCCUGAGCAGGCUGCUUCCACCCUUGAGCUUGCUCUGACAUACCGUGAGCAGGGAGUCGUUGGCCUGGAUCUCUGCGGUGAUCCAACAGCAAGGCCAGCAGGCGAGAUAAGUGUCUUCACACCUACGUUCCUAGAGGCAAAAAGGAAAGGCUUAGGGAUCACGGUUCAUUUUGCCGAAGCUGAGGCGAGUGGUUCGAAGGAGGAGUUAAAUACGCUGCUCUCUUGGGAACCGGGCAGGCUGGGACAUGUGAUCUGGGAGGACGAAGAGACCAAGAAGGAGAUCGCAAAGAGAGGUUUGUGUCUCGAGUUAUGCCUGAGCUGCAAUGUCAGAGCCGGGAUGGUGUUAGGCGGCUUCGAAGGCCACCACUUCGGGCACUGGAGAGGUGUCAACGGCCCCAAGAUCUCACUCAGUACUGAUGAUGUGGGUAUGAGGAGAGAAGUUGAUAUCGAAGCCAAAUCAGGAGCAUCUCGUGUUCUUCCAUCGCAUUACAUAUGGAACGUCCCUGCCCAUUAA